GACCUCCACUUGCCAGUAACUGCCGGGCACUGAGGGCGACGGUUGGUGCGGUCCUGGUGCGCGUUGCUUACUCUGCGUUUUCGCGUCCAGCUUGCACUCCAUAUUCUAAAGUGUAGUUUUCAUCUCUUUUUGGAUUAUUUUAUCUCUAUUUCGCAUACAUAAACAUAUUUGCAGUUGCGUUGGUCGUGAAGCGUGGGAGUUGAACAAUAUUAUGAACACCCGGAGAUAAUGAACAGCCUAGGAUUAUGGAUAGUCGCCUUCCUGAUAGCAGGAACGGCGUUAUCCGGCACGAAAGCAGCAUGUACCGACAGCGAGUUCAUGUGCGUGUCCGACCAAGAGUGCAUCAGCCUGGACUGGGUGUGUGACGACUUCCCCGACUGCGACGAUAGGAGUGACGAGGAACCCAAGUACGACUGCUCGAAUUUUAACCCAGAGGCUGCUAGCAAUUCCGCCGGCGUUCAACACCAACACUGACGAUGACGAUGUUUCGAGUCCCGUCGAUGAAACACCUGAGGAUGUCCCGGAGACCUCCAGUGGGGUCUCGCAAGAAGACAAGUGUGAAGAAGACGAGGAACCAGUGAUCCCUCCAGAGAAGUGUUCACUCAGCAAAUGCCGAAGUCGAGGCAAGAUGAAGUUCCUGGACGGUAGGACCUACAUCUACAAGUACCAGACCCAAACCACAACUCAGGUGGUAGGUUCAUCGCCCAAGAACACGACCAUAUCGAUGGAGGCGGAGCUUGCCCUCAACGUUCUCACCGCCUGCGAAAUGGAGCUUCUUGUGUCAGGUAUAACCAUCCUAACAAGCAAGAGCGACAGCCAGGGGGAGAUGGAGACGGUAAAUGACCCAGCUUUUACUGCGGCGCUCACCAAGAACCCGCUCAGGUUUUCGUACCAAGAUGGCGUCGUGGAGGAGGUGUGCCCCGCUUCUGACGAGGACCCGCGCGCUCUCAACUUCAAGCGCGCUGUCAUCUCCCUCCUGCAGAACUCCAUGCCCCGGCUUGACCUCGAUCACCACGCUGUCGAAGUCCCAUCCACGGUCGUACGGACUUGAAGUACGACCACCACAACCACAUUCACGUCGAGGGUCUGGACGCCAAGAACAUGAACGACUCGCAGCAGUGGACGGCUCGCUCGCACCUGAUCCUCGACCAGAUUGCGGAGAACAAGAAGACCGAAGGCGUGGCCACCAGCGCCCCUCGCCUGUUCAAGGAGCUCGUGCAGUCGCUUCGGCACCUCGACUUCGCUCAGCUGUGGGACAUCUCUGAGGAGCGUGCGUGGGGACCCGAGCGAGGUGUGUUCGACGACGCCCUUCCCAUGGUGGGCACGGGCGGGAGCGUGGGCGUGAUGAGGGACUUGAUGGAGGGCGGAAAAGUCAACGACAUCAUGACCAACACUUGGCUCACGUCCCUGUCAUUCAUUCCCAGACCCGACCUGGACACGAUCGAGAUGGCGGCGCCCUUGCUCGAGACGGAGGCCGUGCCCGCCGACGCCUUCCUGGGCGUGGGCGCGCUGGUUCACUCCUACUGUCGAGAUCACCCAGCCUGCAGUAGCGAGCCGCCCGUGCAGCGAGUCAUGGACGCCCUCCACGGCUUCUUGGAAGGAGCUUGCCACAGGGAGUCUUCCGAUGACAAGAUCCAGAUCCUGAUGGCGCUGAAGGGGCUGGAGAACGCAGGUCUGGCCGUGAGCGAGACCAUUCCGACGAGCCUGGACCAGUGCAUCCAAAGCGAGUCUAACGAGAACGAAAUCCGACUAGCUGCUAUCUCCGCUUUCAGGCGGUUCCCUUGUGGCAUCUCCCGCGAGCCAGUCCGCCACGUGUUCCUCGACCCCGUGAUGGACUCGGAGCUUCGAAUAGCCGCUUACUUGGAGCUGAUGCGCUGUAUCGACUACGCCACGGUGCAACUCGUCAAGCAUGUGUUGCUCCACGAAGAAGUCAAUCAAGUUGGCUCGUUCGUCUGGACACACGUGCUGAACAUGAAGGAGAGUGGGCUGCCUUCACGAGCUGAGGUGCAGGGACUCCUUUCCAACCAAGAGAUAGCCUCCAAGUUCAGCGCAGAUGUUCGCAAGUUUUCCCGUAACUUUGAGUGGUCUGGAUUUUACGAUGAUCUUAAUAUCGGAGCGCGAGUGGACGCCAACAACGUCUUCUCGCAGCAUUCGUACAUCCCUCGCUCGGCCACCUUCAACUUCACGACAGAUCUCUUCGGCCGUUCUCUCAACCUGCUCGAGUUCGGCGCCCGGGCAGAGGGCUGGGAACGCUACACUGACUCCAUCUAUCGGCAUUUCCAAGACUCAGACGAGCAACACAUCAGCAACCCGAAGAUUCGCAACAUGAUAGCCAUUUCGGGGAAGAAACAGGAAUAUUUCGGCAAAGCAGCUGAGUUGUCCCUCCACAUGAAGACCUUCGGCAACGAGAUCUACUACCGCCAUCUACACGGGAUGGACAAAAUCGUCGAAGCUUUUAAUGCUCUCAGUCCCAUUGAGAGAAUUAUUAGGCUUAAUCAAGGAGAGGCCAUCAACAUGCAGAAAUCGUGGCUGGCCUCCGAGUCGGCCUUCAUCAUCCCGACCACGGCUGGAGUGCCACUUAACCUCACCCUCACUGCCAGCAUCGCCCUCGACGUCCACGCCAGCGGAAAUCUGGAUAUCUUUGCCUUCGCCAAGACGGGGGAGGCGAGUAUUAGCGGUCAGCUCAAACCUAGCGUGGGGAUCGAAGUAGUGGGCUCCAUGCUGGUCGACGGCCACGCUGCUCAAUCCGGCGCCCAACUGGUGACUUCUCUCCACUCGUCCACCGUGGUCGAUGGGAGGUUUGACAUCGGCGGGUCAGAGUUCGUCCGGGUUGACAUCAACAUGCCCAGAGAGAAGGUCGAGAUCAUGAACUUCACCUCGAACCUGGUCCUCGUCCACGGCAGCGUCGAGGCGGGGGCGGAGGGUUCCAAGGAGAUCCUGGAGGGCGUAGCCAAUGACCGCGAGGAGCUGGCCGACUGCUCCGGCUACGAGCAACAGAUCGGGGCCAAACUGUGCUGGAGUCUGCAGUAUCCGAACGCUUCCCGGGUACCUGAGAGUCCUUUCUACCCGCUGACAGGACCUUCGAAGCUACAGGUGGUUCUGCAUAAGACCGACCCGACGCUCACUUCGUACCAGAUGCGCUAUACUUGGGAAAGGAGACCGCAUUAUCGCACAUUUUUGGUAUCCUUGAACACACCCGGGACAGCUAUAUCAAGAGAACACAGCAUCCGAUACAAUAUCAACUUCAGAUCGCAAAAUGUCUACCUGGACCUAAAUUCUCCACAUGCAAAUCUUUCAGCCAGAGGUCGUUACGUGUGGACGGACACGGACCAGCGGAUGGACUUGAGCGUUUCGGUGAACAACCACGAGACGGCGACCGUGGCUGCCGGCUUCACGCGUUACAGAAAGUCCGGGAGCAACGUCGUCACGCCCAUCUUCACUGUCACUUGGAAGGAACAGGAACUCGUCAAAGUGUCUGGAACAAUCGACCUUCGCGAGAAACGAGGAGCCCGCUUGUACGAGGUGGACAUGCAGGUGGCCUACCUCCUGCAGAACCGCCGCGGGAGCUGGGAACCUGAAACGGGGACGAUAAAGGGGUCCCUCAGCGAUAACGGCUUCGAGAGAAACGCUAAUCUGCAAGUGGAUUAUGUCCCCUCUGUCCGAGCGCCCGUGGAGAACAUCAUGAUCGAGUACCGCGUCGCCAACUCCUCCACCGUGUCAGACAGCAAGUUCGAGCGCCGUUGGAGGUUCUUCUUCUCGCAGUUCCCCAACAUUAACUUCAAGGGCGAGUGGUUCUUCAAGAGACAUUUCGGCUCCAUGGAAAACAAUUUACAAGUCAAUUUAGGAGAGAACUUUGAGAAUCCAGAAUACCGCGUGGACAUCUUCCAUCUGUUCACUUUCUAUCACUUGGAUAGCAGGACCACUUUCAACUCGACAUUUAACGUAAAGCAUCAGAGGAGCAACCUGGACUUCAAAAUAGGCGCAGACUGGUUCCACGACGAAUACGUUUUAAACACUGGCAUCAUCGUUCAAUAUGCAACAAACAAAGAGGUGGUGUCGCAGCUCCACCUGCGGAAGGAACCAACAGGAUUCCUCAGCGCAGAAGGCUACUGGUUCCUGCGGGUGCCAGGCUGGACGAACGUUGAGGUCAAGGGCGACGUGAAGGAACUCAGGAACAAGAUCUAUCAGUUCGACGGGGAGGUGCGCUACGGCCCGAACUGGGUCCUCGAGGUGGGGGGGCGCUACGGCGACCUCUCGACGCGCCUGCAGUCUCUCCACGACCUGCUCCUCGACGUCACGCUGCCCGGGCGGGGCCUCACGCAGAUCAACGCCACCUUCCACGCCAACGAGCGCCAGAUGAGUGUGGUCACGCACGUCUUGAUCAAUAAGACACACAAGUACGGCGUGAAGGCGUCCUAUGUCCACGGCGAGGAUGACCUGAGGGUGAGGGAGCACAGCGUCAACCUCGAGCUGUACCUUCCUGGGCGUCAGUACAAGCUUCAUACGGAAAUAUCCAUCGGGACCGUCAUCACCGUUGUCAAUGAUAUCCAUCUCGAUAGACACCGUGACAUCCAUAUGCGAGUGACGGCAGACGUUCUUCAGCCCAGGCAACGGGGGCUCAAAGCGCUUCUCAAGUGGGACGCUAACAGGGAUCCCAAUCAAAAGCUGGACAUCGAGGUCAGGUACGAGACACCGAGCGACAGGCAAGUGACGAUAUUGAUGGACAGCGUGCUUAGCUUCCUGGGCCAGCAAUACCGUGCUAACUGGAGAACCAAUAAGCUAUUACAGUACAUCGACCGCGACAUGAUAUGGGAACACAAAAACGAGGGAUCUCUCAGCUGGAUGGAACCGAACCGCCGUGUACAGGACAUCGCCACCAACUUCACCAUCAGGUUCCGGCGUGGAGAUACCGCAGAGUUGUACGGUAAAGUGGACAUCACGACGCCUUUCAUACACUGGAAGCAGAACUAUCUUGAAGUCAAAUACGCCCGCGACAUGGACCACAUCGAGAGCAGCCUCCGCUCGCGCUGGCACGACGGGGAGUUCCUCGACCUCCAGCUGCUGGCGAAGAAGACGAUCGACGCCUCCACCUUCAGGAUCGAGACCAAGCUGGACGUGAGCUCGUCCUUCGAGGGAUUGGUCAGCGCCAGCACCGGCAUCAGGCUUGAGAAGACGCCAGGGAUCAUCGAUACAAAUAUUUACAUACAGUGGGACACAGACAGACUGGAACUAGCUCUCGAGGGCAAGGAUGACAGCUAUUACGACCAGCUACGGUAUUCUGUCUUCGGCCAAGUCUUGACAACCAUCGAAGGCUACAGGGACAUGUCAACGGCCCUGGAUUUGGCCAUCCUUCCGUCGGCCAUCGACACCCACGCCAAGGCCAAGUGGGAGGGGCACGAGUAUAAGCUGCGUCUGACGGGGGAGGCCUACAGUGGUCUGGACUACCUACGAGGGAACCUGACUGUGACUUCCCUACAACAGGAGGAUUUUGUGAAAGCCAAUAUCAGGGUGUAUCACGACCCAGCUGAUGUCGAGGAAAAACUUUCGCUGGUCGUGAUGUGGCCCGGGCAGGAGGCUCGGGUGGAGGGCCAGGUGGCCACGCUCCCUCAGCACUUCAAAGCUGGGAUUCAAGUGGACACGACUUUCGAGGAGAUACGGCGGGCUGUCAUCGUGUUGGGCCAUUCGAAGGACCACAAUAUUAAGACGGAAGCCCGGGUCAAGUGGAACGACAAGGUUGACGCCGGCUUCGUCCUCCUGGGCCAGGUGACCUCGCUUUCGGACUUCCUGGUCAGCUGCACCAUCCUCACGCCCUUCCCGGGAUACGAGGUCAUUACAGGCGAGGUCAGGAACUUAUUUACGCUUGAUCCGGAGGUACGAGUCAAUCCGAGGAUCUAUGGCCAGAUCGGAGAGAGGAAGUAUGGCCUCGGCGCCCGCUACGAGCAAGGCCAGCUGCCCCGCCUGCGCAUCGCCUUCGAACUCUACACGCCCUUGCCAGAGCUGCACACAGUCGUCCUCGACCUCUGCGACAACACCACGGCCUCCGAGAUCAAGUACGACCUCACCAUGAAGUACGGCCCCACCAAGCAAGUCCGGCUCAGUCUGGAAACGGAGAGGAAGGGCAACGGGCUGCAGGGGCAGGCGACGGCGGUGCUGCCCCUUCAGUCGCUGGACGAACGGCUGAGCGACGCGACCCUGGAGGCGAUUGGCUCCAUCUUCUGGGAGCCGGCGGCCGAGCUCAACCUCACCUUCUCGUCCCAGACUGAUGUCACGACCAAGCUCUCUGUGAUCGGGAGCUUCCCUCGCGUCGACGCCGGGGAGCUGCAGGUGACGAUGGACACUCCCGUAGAAGGGUACGAGAACCUGGACUUCAUGUGCGAGUACCGCCUGCCGACCGUCGACGAGGAGGGCCACUUCAACGGCAGGCUCAGCACCACGAAGGGCGGCGUGUUCCAGUUCCAGGCCGGAGGCACCACGAGGGACCUCAGUGGAUCCUUCUCCUCGCCCUUUGAGCCCUUCCGGACUGGCAGCUUCAUGUGGAAGUUGACUGCCCUCGACGUCGUGAAGUCCCAUCUGGUGGCGAACUUCGGCUGGGGCGAGAAGGACAUCAAGCUCGACGCCACCAUCAAGUUCCAGGAGAAGUUCAUCCAAAUGUUCGACGGCACGCUGGAGACGCCGUGGGAGGACCUGGAGCGCUCUACGCUUCGCCUGGAGGGGAAGGCCCAGCAAGGCGGCUACAGGAACCAGCUGGUGUUGGAGGGCGCCGGGAGGGUCUACCAGGGCACGCUCUUCCUGAAGUACCAGAGUGAUGACGAGUGGGACGUCAGCGUCGAGGUGUCGCGCCAGUUCGGAUCCCAGCAGUCUCGGUACACCCUGCAGACGGGGCUCACCAACACGGGCCGCCAGCCCUUCAAGCUCACCUUCCACGUGACCACGCCGCACCAGGGCUUCCAGGAGGUCAAAUUCAACGUCGAGUUGAGACGACGAAUCCCGUACAAGCUGAAGCUGGGCUGGGGCACGGCCGUCGGUUCCGGGGACAUCGAGAUGACCUUCAGGAAGCUCUCCUUCAGCGAGGUUGAAGGAACGCUAUCCCUGACGAUGCCACAGGAACAGGGACCCGACAGGUUCUACACCCUUGAGCUUCAGCUGACCAACGGCUUCACGCAGGACACCAUCGACGUGACGUGCGCGCUCGACUUCAAGAGCAACCAGGAGUAUUGGGACCACCUGGUCGUGAAGGGUAUAGUACGACAGGUGACCUAUGACCCCGGCGAGCUGAGUCUGUACCUGCUGUGGCCGGGAGCUGACCCCAUCUCGUUCACGGCCGUCGGCGAGCACUACGACGACUUCCAGGUCAUCAAGCCCACCGUCACGCUCGAUCUCACCAGGUCGCGCUACAGCUUCGCGGGAGAGAUGCGCAAGAAGGGCAGCGAGCUGAACCUGACGGGGACCCUGGACUGGAAGCGCGGCUCGUCCGACCCCCAGAAGGUCGUGCUCCACUCGGGCUUCGUGUUCUCCGACAACGCCAUGGACGGGAAGGUCACCCUGGACCUCCCCAUGGUCAGCGGAUGGAACAAGAACCAAGCGGAUAUCCAUUACGAAACGCGCGAAGGACGACACUGGUUCACCGUGAACAUGGAAACCGGUCCAGAAGUGACCAAUAUCAAGGGUAACAUGUUGGCUAACGGGUUCCCGGCUGGAGAUGGGGAGAUCACCGUUGCGUCAUCUCUCAAGUGGGACAAGCAGCCACUGACGCUCAACUUUAAGCAAGAACUGACAGAGGGUGGUUACGAGGGCGAUUACCAUCUGGAGUGGCCCUACAAGCACAACUCGACGACGCCCUGGGAGCGCCGCCCCGUCCACGCCUCUCUCAAGCACAACUUCUUAGAGUCUGGGCACCGCGGGGCACUCCAAGUCACAGGGUCCUUCACGAUGGACAAGCCUGUGCAGAUCAGCUAUGAGUUCAAGUUCCCUUCGAGCGGCGACGUGCGGGUGGUGAUGGGCGUGUCCUUCGGCGUCCUCGUCAUGAGCGUGAAAGCCGACCGCGUGUCCGUGGUGCUGGGCGACGGCAUCCUGAAGCAGAGGACGGCGCUCGAGUUCGACAACAUCCUGUGGCCCUUCGGCAUCUCGUCGACGAAGGAGACCAACCAGAAGUCAGACACCGAACGAGAGAGAGUGACAACACUGGAGUUAUAUGAUUUGCAGAACGAUGAAAGUAGAGUUUGCGUUUCCUUUGCCCAUAACUCUGCUCAGUCAGGGAGACAAUUCUCUGUCAAAGGUAAUGCCCUCGGCCGGGAGAUCGUCUUGGCCGCGGGAUAUGUGCUGACGUCAAGGAACUUCAGCAUGGACUUCCUCCUUUCGUGGUCUGAGCAGGAGAGGAUCGAGUUCAACAUCGUCUGGGAGGAUAUGUCGAGGGGAUUCACCAAAGAGCACAAGCUGAAGGGCAAGUUCUCGCAGCCCUACCGCACUGUCCUCCUCGACGGCUCCUACAAGAGGUCAAGGAAGAACAUUGACGCUUUCGUGAAAUUCAACUGGGACGGUGACAGCCCAAGCGGCGAGGAAGAGAUCUCGGGUCGGCUGCAGUGGGCGGACGAGAGCCUCAGCCCCAACCGUCUUCACAAGGCCUUCGUUAGCUUCUCUCACCCUCUCUUGGAGGAGGACAUCAAACUGAGCGCCGAGCUACGACAGAACAUCCGGGAACUCUUGGCCUUCAUCAUGAAGUUCGAAUAUUCUCCCGAAGAGCAUCAUGACGUCAUCGGGGAACUGUUCGUCACCAGGGACACAACACACGAAGGCGCAGCGCUCUUCAGUACCAAGGCGUCCCUCGAGCACCAGGCCUCGCAAUUAGAGCUUCGGACCAACGGCUCGCUGACCCUGGGCGGAGGCAAGUACGCCCUCCUUCAGAACUUCCUCUACACCAACAUCACCGGCCACGACCAGACAGCCAAGCUCCUGGCCGCCCUCGAUCGCAUGCAGAAGACCGUGCAUGCUUCGCUGGAGACGUGGAAGAAACUCGUAGACAUCCACGUAGAGGUGGAGGAGGACCCGAACGGCCGGUGGACAGUGGUCGCGACGGGAGUGCCAAACCAGAAGGUGCCACUCCUGACGCACCUGGAGAUGUCGUCGGCCCACCCCGUCCUCACCAUAACCUUCGAUAACCUGCUCUCCAACGACACCGUCUAUGACACGUCCUUCCCUAGGUACAUCGCAGAACAGGUCGUUCUCGAGGGCGGCGUGGAGGACCUCCGUCACGCCAGGUUCUCCAUGAGGCACAGGAACCCGACGUGGCUGAGUGAGGGCGAGGUCCCCAGGCCGCUGUGGGAGACGGACGCUGACUUCUCCUUCAAGCUGAACCACUCGCGCCUCCUAACGUCGCACCUGGUGUGGAGGACGGAACUCGUGGAGGAAGUUAUGAGCGAGGUGGGUGAGCUGAUCGGCGCCUCCUACGACCUACGGCUCAGCGUGGAGGACUGGCUGAAGAUGUCGGCGCAGAAGGCGGGGGAGGAAGCCCUGAAGCGAGCUGAGCCUAUCCUGCAGGACGUGGCAUCCGUUUUCAAGCCCCUUAUUGUUGAUUUCAAAAACGAAUCGCGGGAGUUCCUGGACGACCUGUGGCUGCUCUACUCCAACAUCAACAGGACGACCAUGGAGCUGAGAUACCAGCAGUCGCUCACCUUCAUCUUCAACAAAGUCAUGGACACUUUGGAGAGCGUCAAAGCGUUCAAGAACCUUCGCCAGAGGCUGGAAGGAGGGGCGCUCAGGGGUCAGGUCAAAACUCUGGUCGAGAAGAUACGCAGCAUCUACGAGCAUGUCUUUAACUCGGAUCCAUCCGGGCCUGGUUUGAUGUCCAAACUGAAGUCCCUUUUUUCAACUUUCGCCCACAUGUACGACCAGUUCGCCAAGCGCCUGUACCUCCGCGCGAGUCGGGCCGUGCAGGGCUUCACAGACCGCGUCGCCGAGUGGCUCAAGCGCAAGUGGCAGGCGGUCUACGACAACUACAAGCCUCACAUCCUUCGCACGUUCGACAACGUGGAAACUCAGGCUUGGAUCUUCGCGGAGAAUCUUAUGGACUGGCUCCAGAAAGUCGGGCUUGAGGUCAAGUCAUCCGCCUACUACCAGAAGAUCGCCGAGAUCGUGACGUACGUGGAGGGCAUCUACAAGGACUUCACCGAGAAAUCCAAGCGGGAGAACCUGGAGAAGUACUACACCAUGUUCGUCGAGAAGAUGAAGAGCGGGUUCAAGAUGCUCGUCGACGGAGUUGCUCCUUUCAUGCAAGACUGGAUCGACGAGUUGCAGACGGCUUGGGCUAAACUCUUGCAAUAUAACCAGAUUGCAAGAAUGAAGGAUGCUGUUCUUGCUGCCAUUGAUAAGGUGGUGUGGACUGUCCGCUACGCUGACAUCCGAGGCCACCUGAUUGAUGCUGCGGCCUUCAUCUUGGAGCACGGGCACACCAUCGUCUCGCAGACCAGCAUCCAGGCGUCGCAGAAACACAUCGUCGCCAAGACAAACUUCCUGUUCACUCCGUCCCAAGGGAAAGUGUUAUUGGUUCAGAAAUUACCUGUUGACUGGCACGCCUUCAACGUCAAGCCAAACUGGAGGGACUUGCCAGAGUACAAGAACAUCCAGUGGGUGAGGGACACCUUCUUCUCCACCUCCAACACGACCAUUCUGGAUAAAUUCUACAAGUACUGGAACCUCAAUUUCAACCCUGUGACUUGGAUUCCGCCAUUCCCCGCGACCGGCUACAUGAUCGGCGAGCAGCACUUCAUGACCUUCGACGGCCACCACCUGGAGUUCAAGGGCCGGUGUCAGCACCUCCUGGUGGCCGACAUGGUGAGCGGGGAGUACGCGGUGGCGGUCAACUACCACAGCCACUCCUCCAGGACAAUUAUCGUUUACAUCGGAGGCUCCGAGAUCGAGCUGGCGACCGACUUCAGGGUGACAGUGGACAGACAGCCCACGGAGCUGCCGGUGAGUGUGGAGGGCGCCACGGUGGACCGCUGGCUGCACAAAAUCGAGUUGCGCACGGACCACGGACUGCGCAUCAACUGGAACCUGGCGCACGACGUACUCGCCAUCAGCCUGUCCGGCACCUCCUUCGACAAGACGGGCGGCCUCCUGGGGGUCUACAACAACGAGCCGAUGGACGACCAGCAGCUCCCCGACGGAACGCAGACGGCAGUCGCUCACGUCCUGGCGCAGGGCUGGGACGUCAGCAGAGGCGCCUGUCAGUCCGGAGGGAACCUGGCCGUGGGAGCCUCCAAGGUCGACGUGGACACCUGCCAGCACCUGUUCCAGUCGAAGGCCUCGCCCUUCAAACACUGCUUCUUCCAGGUGGAUCCAACGCCAUAUCUCCACAUGUGCAUGGUGGAUUACCGGAGCGAGGACCGGGACACUUGCACGGCUGCAACGGCCUACAUGGAGGCGUGCUCCAGGAACAACAUCCCGGUCAAGAUCCCGGUGUUCUGCGUAGAGUGUGUGUACGAGACCGACGACGGCGAAACCCACACCCUGGAGGAGGGCACGUCGACGAUGCUGGAGGUCGACGACAUCCUCAAGUCGACGGACGUGGUGCUCCUGGUGGAGGACAGCGCGUGCAACCAGGGCUUCGCCUCCAAGAAGCCCCUGAACCGUUUCGAGAGCUUCAUCAACGCCAUGGACGAGGAGCUGGCGAAGAACGGUCUCCGGGAUGUGAGAUACGCCAUGGUUCUGUACGGAGGGGAAGGCCUCCACGCGCAGCCGUCCAUCGCCACCGUCGACAACCAGAUCUUCACGGACGCCACCAACAUCCACAGGGCUCUCGAUCGGGUGGAGUUCGCUGAGGAAACCGACACGGAGGGCUACUGGCGGUCGGAUGCGUUCGAAGCCUUCAACUUUGCCGCUGACCUGUCCUUCCGUGCCGGCGUGGGCGUGACCUUCGUGCUGUUCCCGUGUAGGUCGUGCAAACCCAGCAUCCCCUCGAUGGACUACAGCACCAUGUACCACAUCCUCCUGGAAUAUUCCAUAACACUCCACGUCUUUAACGAUGAGCUCUUCGAUAUUCCAAAAGCCAAGGAGAGGAGCAAGCUGUACGGCAUGGACAGAGACAACGCCUACACCGUCAAGGACUCCAAGAGGACCUUCACCGGCGACCAAGCCCUUCGAAGGCAGCUCACGACUCCCAAGGAUGACCUCGGCUACUGCGCCCCCUUGGCUCUGGAGACUGGAGGCUCGAUCUUCACCAUGUCACCCAUCAAGCAAGCGAAGAAGAGGCUGAAGAAGCAGAUCGAGAAGGUGGCCAUCGUCUUCGGGAGGCGCGUGGCCAAGACGGCGAAGCCCCAGAGCCGGAAGAGGUGCGUCUGCGUCCCGAGCACAGCCGACGGCGCCGCGAGCGUGCAGUGCGACAACUGGGAUAGCGGUCAGCUGUCCAUUCUUGCCAUGUACGGCAACCUGACAGACAUGCAGCCUGACUUCGAGACGAACCUGGACGAGGUCGGGACGUGUCAGCGGCGGGACAGCCAGGGAGUCUGCGUGCAAAGAAUAGAGAACUGAACGAUAAAGGACACUGUUUUGUCUUGGGCACAAUAGGACUAAGAUUUUUUUUUUCUUUUUAGAAUGUAAGUUUUAUUUUUUGGCAGGUGGCCUUAUUGAGGCAUUGAUAGAUAGUUUGGUAUAGAGUAAGGAUAUAUGCCUAUAGCUUCGUGGUACAGGAUUAAAUUGUGGAAUAAAGUGACAUACACGUGUAAGAACGAGCUAAUUAAUACACUCACACUCACACUCACUCUUGCGUUCACUCUUGCA
Penaeus monodon (black tiger shrimp) is the source of this 12774-nucleotide messenger RNA. RefSeq lists its product as uncharacterized. Gene Ontology annotation, molecular function: protein binding; lipid carrier activity. The record is from RefSeq and is a predicted model, not a curated record. Gene Ontology annotation, biological process: lipid transport. Lineage: Eukaryota; Metazoa; Arthropoda; Malacostraca; Decapoda; Penaeidae.